CGGACAUAUUGUUAAGGAGUUAGCUGCAAGAUAGCUACCACAAAAAGAGACCGUUGCUGAUAUGACAGGCUCAAAACAAGACAGGGGAUGGGCAUGGAUGGUAACAUUUGCUGUAAUGGUCCAGAACUUUUUUGUUGUCGGCUUACUGAAGUCGUUCGGUAUCCUCUUCGUUGAGUUCAGAGAAACCUUCCACACAACUGCGUCAAUGACGUCGGCCAUUCUUGGUAUGCAAGCGGCUGCCUUCUGUCUAGCUGCUCCAAUCUGCCUUCAUCUUUUUGCGCGCAAAUUCAGCUACAGACAGCUCAUGUUCUUUGGAGCCAUAACGUCGUCUACAGGAAUAGCAAUGAGCUUUGUGGCCUCAGAUAUGGUAUACCUCCUGUUCUCCUGCGGUGCAAUGAUUGGGGUCGGGAAUGCCUUCAUGCACGGACCAAGCCUAGUCAUGGUCGGUCUGUAUUUCAACAGGCGGUUAAGCCUCGCAAAUAGUAUAGCCAUUGGAGGUGGGAGUUUAGGACAAUUUGCCUUCCCACCUCUAUUGUACAUUCUCUUUGAAACGUACGGUUUAAGAGGCACUCUUUUACUGAUAGGGGGAUUAAUGUUACAUUGCUGUCUAAGUGCUGCUAUAAUGAGGCCCUUCAAAACCCCGACAUGUGACGCCAAACAGGGCCAGUGUGAGGAAUGUCAACCGCUUACAUCUCAUCAAAGUCGUCAGGAUGAAGAGGACGAAAAAUGGAAAGAGAGGGAUUUGUUUCCGACAGUAAUCACUUGCAAACAUGCUGGACUAGAUGUUAAGGAGGUGGAUGUAAAUGAGAAAUAUCCUCAAAUCAAAGCUAUGGAAACACCAAGAACAGAAGUGGCAAAGACUGGCUGUAACGUUCAUCACGACGUGGAUAACAGAAACACCUGCUGCUUAACAAACUUGAUAGAUCUUUCAUUGUGUCGGAAUCCUGUAUUUGUUUUGCUGCAAAUUGCAUCAGCUCUUGCUAAUGUUGGCUGUACACUGCAGACUAUUUACAUUGUACCCCAUUCGAGAGAUCUCGGCUUUGACGAGAAGAUGACGUCGCUCCUGGUUACAAUUAUUGGAGCAGCUGACAUAGUUGGAAAACUUUCCUGUGGAUUAUUGGCAGACACAGGCUUUAUAAAACGUUACAAGCUGCUUGUUAUAUCACUGAUCAUAAGUGGAACCCUGGCACAAUUUAUGUCAUUCCUGGCUUCUACAACAACCAUUAUUCUAUAUUGUGUGGUGAUUGGUCUGGCUGGAGGGUGCUACUUCUCCCUGUUGUCCCCAGUGUUAAUCGACUUUUUUGGAAUCAACAACCUGCCACGCUCCCUCGGCAUUACGUUGUGUUGUGAGGGAAUAGCCAGCACAGUAGGACCCGUGCUUCUUGGUUACCUGAAAGAUUCUACAGGGACCUACCUGGCAUCAUUUCAUCUGGUGGGGUCGUUCCUACUUGUAGCCUCAUUAUUACUCAUCUGUACAAAAUUCGUCAAAAGAAGUCCUGCAGCGAGAGUGAAUUCAGCGAGAACAAGUGAAUAACUGGUCCUGUAUGUAAUGUAUGCAUGUCCAUAUUCAGAGUAAUAAAUGACACAACAGGUAACACUG
Haliotis rubra (blacklip abalone) is the source of this 1600-nucleotide messenger RNA. RefSeq names its product monocarboxylate transporter 13-like. Gene Ontology annotation, molecular function: monocarboxylic acid transmembrane transporter activity. The transcript has 7 exons. Bases 62 to 1534 code for a protein of 490 amino acids. Lineage: Eukaryota; Metazoa; Mollusca; Gastropoda; Lepetellida; Haliotidae. Gene Ontology annotation, biological process: monocarboxylic acid transport; transmembrane transport. The record is from RefSeq and is a predicted model, not a curated record.